Frankliniella occidentalis (western flower thrips) is the source of this 917-nucleotide messenger RNA. RefSeq lists its product as uncharacterized. Lineage: Eukaryota; Metazoa; Arthropoda; Insecta; Thysanoptera; Thripidae. The transcript is spliced from 4 exons. Bases 129 to 902 code for a protein of 257 amino acids. The record is from RefSeq and is a predicted model, not a curated record.
UUCACCGUGUGCUGAAGCGGUCGAGCCGCCGCCGCGAGCGGUCCGUGGUCCAGCAGCAGCAGCUGCAGCAGCCGGGAGCGGCCCCACCCAGCGACACGAAUGCCGGGGUACAAGCGGAGGAAGGGCUCAUGCGGCACUUCCACAGGCUGAUUUCUCUGGAGCCGGUGUCCGAGGCUGACGAGUACCCGUCCGGAUCACACCUAGGGCUGGGGGGCCCACUGGGAGGGCCCCUCGGGGACUCCCUCGGGGGGUCCCUCAUGGGCUCCGAGUCACCCCUGUCGUCGGGGCCCUCGUCACUCUCGCCGACCCCCGGCAUCGGCGAUGUCUGGAACGAUAUGGCCGCGGGGUGCGUCACCCCCUCCACGGGGGUGUCGUCGGGGGCCUCGUCGCCCGGCGGCGAGUCGCUGGUCGGCUCGUCGUCGCCCUCCCCCGAGCAGCUGGGGCCGCACGCCGUCCUCUACUGGCAGCUGAUGCGCGACCACCUGCAGCUGCAGCGCGCCUACCAGCAGCUGCAGCAGCUGCAGGCCAGCAGCCGCAACAAGGACCGGCAGACGCGCGCCAAGCUCGAGUCGCAGGUGUACGACCUGAAGCGCGCGCUCUCGCGGACCAGCCGCGGGGCGCGGGCGGGCGCGCAGGCCCAGCACGGCGCGCUGGCCGACGCGCUGCAGGACGUGGUGGAGCUGCGCCAGCGCGAGCAGAGCCUCAACGCCGAGCUCGCCGAGCUGCGAGACCAGAACGAACUGCUCGAGUUCCGCCUCCUGGAGCUGGAGGGCAUCGCGGAUAAGGUGAGUGCCCCACCACAGCAUACGACAUCAGGGGUACAUGGAAAUGAAAUCCAGAUGAUUUUAUUUAUACAGUUUUAUUCGGCGAAACCGCGCAAAAUCCACACAAUCCUUGGAUAGAAACAAUUAUUAUUA